Messenger RNA from Bufo bufo (common toad), 1142 nucleotides. RefSeq names its product parkin coregulated (gene PACRG). The transcript has 5 exons. Bases 87 to 818 code for a protein of 243 amino acids. The record is from RefSeq and is a predicted model, not a curated record. Gene Ontology annotation, molecular function: Hsp70 protein binding; Hsp90 protein binding. Gene Ontology annotation, cellular component: neuron projection; cytosol; vesicle. NCBI's taxonomy places the organism in Eukaryota, Metazoa, Chordata, Amphibia, Anura, Bufonidae.
ACGGCCAUAAACAUCUUCUCUCCACGGUGCUCGGACGCAGUUCAUCCUCACGCUUAGCGGCUUGUCAUCAGCAGAGAACCUUGAAUAUGGUGAUCGAGAGCAGCGUCAACAAGGCGACUCAGGCUGAUAGCCCGAAAAGCAAGAAAGCAUCUGCUUCCUCCGAAGGGUUUACCGUCAAAGCCUUGAUGAAGAAUUCCAUCGUGAGAGGCCCCCCAGCAGCGGGAGCAUUCAAAGAACGACCUGCAAAGCCCACAGCCUUUCGCAAGUUUUAUGAGCGAGGAGACUUCCCAAUUGCCCUUGAGCACGAUACGAAAGGAAACAAAAUAGCCUGGAAGGUGGAGAUUGAGAAAUUGGAUUAUCAUCACUACCUGCCUCUGUUCUUUGAUGGGCUUUGUGAAAUGGCACAUCCCUACGAGUUUUUUGCACGCCAAGGGGUCCAUGAUAUGCUAGAACAUGGAGGACCGAAGAUUCUUCCUGUCAUUCCACAGCUCAUUAUACCCAUAAAAAAUGCUUUGAAUAUCCGUAACCGGCAAGUAAUCUGCACCACCCUUAAAGUGCUCCAGCACUUGGUUGUCUCUGCUGAAAUGGUUGGUGAAGCUCUUGUGCCCUACUACCGUCAGAUUCUUCCAAUUCUCAACAUCUUCAAGAAUAUAAAUGUUAACUCCGGAGAUGGCAUUGACUACAGCCAGCAAAAACGGGAAAACAUCGGAGACUUGAUUCAAGAAACACUAGAAGCCUUUGAACGUCACGGAGGAGAAGAUGCUUUCAUCAAUAUAAAAUACAUGGUCCCUACCUACGAAUCCUGUUUGCAAAAUUAGAAUAAAAUUGAAUAAGUAAGCUGUCAGGAAUGCCUUCUCUGUGCUUCUGAAACUGUACACCCAUUUGUUACAUUUUUGCUGUUAUUUAUGACUCUCUGUCUUCACAGCUGCUUAAAUGAGAUCUUCUGGGCCAUUUGACUGUUCGUACUAUUGUGUACCAGGCUAUGGAAUACAUAAACACUGACUGUUUCAUACAUUACAAUGGCGUACUGUGCAGUCUUGUACCAUGAAAGAAUACCCUCUUUAUGGCCGAGCUGACUGAAAUGAGAGUCAGAGUUAAGACUUCACUUGUACAGACAAUAAAACUAUAAUUUUCAUAUGCAA